UCAGCAGUCACUUCAGUAGACUCAGUUCAACCGACUUCGUGCGCGCUAAGCUACGUUCAGCGCUCCGCUCCAUUCAUUGAGGUUCAAGGGCGUAAUUCACCGUCACCAAAAAAAACGAAGAAAAAUGCUGGACGCUCUGUCCGAGGUGCUGCAGCCGUACAAGGAGCUGGUGGGGAAUGCGGCUGCGAUCGUGACCGUGCUGCAGAUGUUCAGCGGCUGCUUCGUGUGCAACGACAUCCGCCGGAAGGGAACUUCGGGCUUCUCGCCGAUGCCGUUCAUCGGCGGUUGUGCGCUAACCGUCCUCUUCCUCCAGCACGCCCUCCUAAUGGGCGACCCAGCCAUGAUAAAGGCCAACGUGGUCGGUUUCGGCAUCAGCGCAGUCUACGCCACGUUCUUCCUGCUGUACACCCCUCGAAAAGAUCGCACGGCCUUUUGGAAGCAGGUCGCUAUGUCUACGGCCCUAACGGCUGCCCUGCUAGCCUACGCCCAGAUCGAGAAUCCGGCCGUCGUCGAGGACCGCUUCGGGCUGAUCGUGACCAUCCUGAUGCUGAUGCUGAUCGCCCAGCCACUGUUUGGAUUGCCCGAGAUAAUGCGCAAGAAGAGCACCGAAGGACUUCCGUUCGCGAUGAUUCUGUCCGGAACGAUCGUCGGAUUUAUGUGGCUGCUGUACGGCGUAAUUCUGAACAACAUGUUUGUGAUUUUGCAAAAUUUGGCCGGUGUGACGCUCAGCGCAAUCCAGCUGGCACUGUUUGCCAUUUACCCGUCCAAGGAUUCGAAGAAAAAGAAAAACUAAAAGUAGUGAUUAGUUGUAGCUAAUUCUUUAUUUUUUAUACACUAACGCUAGGUUAACCUCUAAGGUUGAGUUCGAUUGUCCAAUGUGCCUAUCACAGAUAUUGGUUGGACCGGUAGUAUUAUUGAUCGACGUUCCUUGUAAUAAAAUAAAGUAGACGAAA
Molecule: messenger RNA, 953 nt
Organism: Culex pipiens pallens (northern house mosquito)
Lineage: Eukaryota; Metazoa; Arthropoda; Insecta; Diptera; Culicidae
Product: sugar transporter SWEET1-like
Exons: 4
Coding region: 125-793 (222 amino acids)
Biological process (GO): carbohydrate transport
Cellular component (GO): membrane
Molecular function (GO): sugar transmembrane transporter activity
Source: RefSeq, a predicted model, not a curated record